Molecule: messenger RNA, 5086 nt
Organism: Syngnathoides biaculeatus (alligator pipefish)
Lineage: Eukaryota; Metazoa; Chordata; Actinopteri; Syngnathiformes; Syngnathidae
Product: diacylglycerol kinase theta-like
Exons: 20
Coding region: 1208-3841 (877 amino acids)
Biological process (GO): lipid phosphorylation; intracellular signal transduction; diacylglycerol metabolic process
Molecular function (GO): ATP-dependent diacylglycerol kinase activity
Source: RefSeq, a predicted model, not a curated record
UGCGGACAGGGGCCGGGCCGAGAAACGCUUCCAGAACUCUUUGGGUUUGGGUCAUAGCUUCAAGAGGGUCGCGCUCACCAAGCCCACCUUCUGCCAUCACUGCAGCGACUUCCUGUGGGGCCUGAGCGGCUUCCUGUGCGAAGGUACGACGUGACGCACCGCCUCGCCCGUUCAUCCGUUUUCUGAGCCGCCUAUGCUCACAAGGGCCUCUUCAGUCUGCUGUCCGUCUUUAAGUGUAUCCUAUUUCUACUUGUGUAUGAGUGUGUGUGUCACUGCUGGUCUUUUGUUUUUUCAGCGUCUUUUAUGUCUUUUCACUCUUUUUUUUUUUUUUUUCGUCACUAGAGCUGCACCGAAUGAUGACAGUAUUUUCAAAAAUUCAUUUUUUUUAAAGUCCUCAAUGAAUUUGGUUUAAUCCCUUAAUUUAAAAUGCAUCAAUAAUGAUCGAGUUGUUGGUUUGGUCCUGGGAGGCCACUAUGUUUGUUUGUUUGUUUGUUUUUUAAUCAAUUAUCCUAUCAACUAUUCCGUCCAGUAAUCAAGUGCAAGUAUUGGGGACGGACUUCUAUUUUCAAACUGCGUCGAUACAUGCAGAGGGGUCUGGUGUACAUUCCAAAAAGUAUCUUGGCCCAUGCUGCAUGGGUUAGCUUUAGCACGAUAGCAAUGAGCAGCCAUCCGUGGGAGUGCAAUUUCCCUUUUCGGGGCCACAAUUCAGUCAAGUCUGCGUUCACGGAGGACUGCAAAAAUCAGAACAUAGCGACCAUUGAGAGGCUUUUUGUAGAAUCGGACAAUGUCAAAGGCCAUCUCGUAGCGACCGACCGACCGACCGACUGGGCUGCGAUUGGCAUGAAUCAAUCGAUGGAUUGUUGCACCUCUCUUUGGACUUUUGCAGUCUUUCAAUUGAUUGUGUUGAAUUGUGUCGCCUUCAAGGGUGGUCGCCACAAAGACACGCGCACACGCACACGUGUUCUGCCCAGUAACACAUCCGUGCGCGUUUGUUGUGUUCGUGGACUUCCUGUCGUUGUCAAGGUAACCGAAGUCUUGACAAAUCUGCUUGGUGGCCCUCGUUGCCACGGUGACAGCAUUGCGCGUGUUGUUUGAAACGUUUGUCGCCACGGUGACGUGUGCUGUGUUCGACGUGUUCCGUCGCCACGGUGAUCCACGCUUCGUCUUGGGCGUCGUCUUCAGCGUGUAACUUGAUGUGUCACGAGAAAUGCCUGAAGACGCUGGGCUCGGCGUGCUCCAGCGCGGCGCCCUCGGCGGUCCGGAUCCCCGUGGCUCACUGCCUCGCCCCGGACGCUCACAAGCGGCGCGUUUGCUGCGUGUGCAGGAAGCAGACGGAGGGAAACGGAGCGCUUCGUUGCCAAGUGUGCGAGCUGCACGUGCACGCCGACUGCGUCGCCUUCUCCUGCGCCGAUUGCCGCCAGUGCCACGUGGACGGGCCCCCGCCGCAGGACACCUUUCACCACCACUGGCGGGAGGGCAACCUGUCGCCGGCGGCGCGCUGCCAGGCGUGCCGGCGGACCUGCGGCUCGUCCGACGUCCUGGCGGGCGUCAGGUGCGAGUGGUGCGGCGUCACGGCGACGGCGAUGACGUGGAGUCGCCCGGAGACGGCCCGCCGGCGGCGCCCGAGCGCGGCAAACGCUUCGUCAAGGUCUACGACGGCGACGAAGCCCUGGAGAGCGCUCGCUUCCGCCUCGUCUCCGUCGUCAGGACCGCCGGGAACCGGGAAAUUCUGGAGGCGGCGUUGCGGGCCUUCUACCUGCCCGGCGACCCCCGGCACUUCCAGCUGCAGGAGGCGGGCGGACUCGGCCGUCUCCGUGGCGACGACGAGCGGAACGGGGAUCCGGGCGACGGCGCCGCCUGGAUCCUGAGGGCCAAAGGGGGCGGCGCCGAGGUCAUCCAAGUGUACGGGGGCGCGGCCAGGCGGGGGCGGGACUUCGUCGGCGUGGGCGUGUCCCAGGACGCCACGGCGGCGUCCGUCCUGGCCGAGGUCCUCCCCCGGCUGGCGCUGCGGGCCUCUGCACCCUCCGACCUUCGGGACGGAGCCUUCUCGGGUUCCCCGGGCAAAGACGACGCGACGCCAUUCGAACUGCAGGAAGUCUUCAUGAGCGCCAAACGGGUGGAGAAACAAACGCUGACGCCGCAGCAGAACAUUCUGGAGAGAUUGCACGACAUCAGGAAGAUGUCCUUGCGCCGGAUGAACCUGACCCGCUUCUACGUGGCGGAGAGGCAGAGCCGUGCGCCGGCGCAGGUGAGCCUGCUGAUUGGAGGGCUGCCCCCCCUGCUGUCCAAAGAGCAGUACUGGCAGCUCACCGAGGAAGCGCUGGACCUCAAAAGCCACCUGGCGGACAUCAGCCACGUGUACGCCGGCCGAGGCGCGGUGGGCUUGCGGUUGCGGUGCUGGUCCGAGGCCGAGCGCGUCUUCACGUCGGCGAGGGCCGCCCGCGUCCGCGGCCGAUCGCUGACGCCGCUCGUCAUCCCGGACGUGCGGGCGGGCCCGGCGGGCGAGGACGUGCGCCCCCUGCUGGUGUUCGUCAACCCAAAGAGCGGCGGCCUGAAGGGCGAAGAGCUUCUCCGCGGCUUCCGGAAGAUUCUCAACCCGCACCAAGUCUUCGACCUCUCCAACGGGGGCCCUCUGCCGGGCUUCCACGCCUUCCGGGCCCUUCCCAGCUUCCGGGUGUUGGUGUGCGGGGGCGACGGCACGGUGGGGUGGGUGCUGGGCGACUUGGAGGCGCUGCGUCACCAGCUGGCCUGCCGGGAGCCGCCCGUCGGCAUCGUGCCGCUCGGAACAGGCAACGACCUGGCCCGCGUGCUGCGCUGGGGGGCGGGUUACGGCGGCGAGGACCCGGCGCACAUCCUGGCGUGCGUGGACGAGGCGGACGAGGUCCCGAUGGACCGCUGGACCGUCCUGCUGGACGCCCGGGACCUCGGCGAGGACGGCGCCGAGACCUUCCCGGAAGCGCCCAAGAUCGUCCACAUGAGCAACUACUUGGGAGUGGGCAUCGACGCCGAGCUCAGCCUGGACUUCCACCGGGCCCGCCAGGACGACCCGGACAAGUUCACCAGCAGGUACGGCGCGCCGGUCCCACUCCGGUCGACGGGUUUGCGACUGGUGUGCGAGCGACGAUUACUUGGAUCCCGAGUAGAUCUCAGGCCGAAGACCUCUCGCCGUCCGAGUCCUUCUCGAGAGACUUUGCCGGUUUCUGUGCUCCCCCCUUCUGACUUGCGCCGUGUCUGCAAAACGGCAAAGCUGGCGACAACUUGCGAGCGCCGCCCGCCUCUCUUGUCGGUUUUGUCGGCUGCCAGGUUCCACAACAAGGGCGUGUACGUGAAGGCGGGCCUGCAGAAGAUCAGCGCCGCCAGGAGUCUGCACAGGGAACUGCAGCUCCAGGUGAGCGCAGCCCCGCGCGACCUCCCGACCUCACGACCUCCCGACCUCCCUCUGCCCGCACGUAGCUGGGGUUCCGGCGCGGACCUGUGGGGUUCCGAGGCGGACGCUCGCUACAGUAAGCCGAGCAUCGACGACGGCCUGCUGGAGGUGGUGGGCGUCACGGGCGUGGUCCACAUGGGUCAGGUGCAGAGCGGCCUGCGUUCCGGCAUUCGGAUCGCGCAGGGGAAUUACGCGCGGGUCACGCUGAGGAAGGCUUUCCCGGUCCAGGUGGACGGCGAACCGUGGCUCCAACCUCCGGGACACAUCGUUGUCUCCGCCGCCGGGCCCAAGGUGCGCAUGCUGAGGAAGUCCAAACGCAAACCCGAGAAAGCGACGCACGGCGCCAAAGACGAGCGCUGGGAAAGCUCCGCCCCCUCGGACCGGCGUGCCGACGGGAUGAAGCCGCGACCUUGAGUGCCGUCGCCAUGGAAACGCCCUCACUCUUUGGCGGGAAGGAGCAGUUACCGUGGUGACGACUCCUCUGAGACUUUUGGACGUUGCUGUCGUGUCUUUCGACUUGAAAAACGUUCCUGGAGGGCAAUAACUGAAAUGAAAUUAUGGUUUGUUUUUUGUGGGGUGGAAAUGUAAAUUUGGGGCCCGCCACUUGUUUGGUCCCCUCUGGUCCAUUUGGGAGCUACGACGCGACGGCCUCCGUAUAAUCUCCAGUCUCAUUUUACCACCACGACGCGUGUCUUUGAUCAACUCUUCACGGCCCGAUGGCCGGACCUUUCCGACGGCGGCCUUAAGCUCCGCCCCCUCAGCCACGUCCCACGAGCUUGGAAAAUGCCGAACGUGUUUUGAAGUCGCGUAUUCCAGAUCAUAUUGCGGUGUGUUUUUCGCCAAAUGCGUCAAGACUAUUUCACGCGAGGAUUUGCACACGGAAUGAAGAUUUUGGCCGGAGCGGGACGCCACGUCAGAGUCGCGGCCCAAAAAGUUUGGACGCCACAGGAUGAAAUAGUGGAAUUGUAGAGCAGGGUGAGCGCUUUGUACUUGGGACAGAUGACAAAGUAAUAUCAUUGGAGUGAGAGGAGUCCAAGUGAGCGAGCGGGUGCUUUCAUUUGACUUGUCUUAAAAGUCCCACGUGAUCCAAACGGGCCCGUGGACACGACGUGGCGCAUUUACGUAUCACUCUUGGUCAUGAAACGCGACACACUUCAUUCGGCAGGUCACAAAGUGAAAGUUGUUCUCCUGCACUGAUGAUGAUGAUGAUGAUGAUAAUAAUGAAAUCCAACUGAGAGAAGCUACUUCAUGUCCCUCACCUACCUCGGAACAUGCAGCCUGGCGGUCGUCGAUCUUGUCCACGUUUCGUCGUACGUGCGCUCUUUUUCUGUUUUAGGUUUUGCAAAAUGAAUCGAGCGGGCCCCUUGUGGCUUAGCAGGAUCUCUCUCAUCGGAGUUGCACGUUCUGAGGACCAUUUUCAUCGUGACGUGAACUUUUCCAGGCGCACGCGAUCGACGAGCGCCAUUCCUUGUGGGACAACAUGGCGUGUCAAGACAACGCGGCUCUCUGAUUGGCUAUUAUCGGACGAGCGAUUGACAGCUCGGAAAGGUCCGUUAAGUUGUUUCUUGUUCUUGCAGUACUUAUACGAGCUCGAUGUCGUCAAUGGUGCUUUUUUUUUUUCACGGCCGGGAUAAUAAACGCAAGCAACGUGAAAGGAGA